GACGGGACGAGGCGCGGCGCUGAGCCAUUGCUCGUGGGGACUCCUUGACGUCCUUGUAGGGUGUAUAGCUCCUCUCUUGCUUGCAACUCGAUUCAACAAAAUGCGUGAGUGCAUCAGCGUCCACAUCGGGCAGGCGGGCGUACAGAUGGGAAAUGCCUGCUGGGAGCUGUACUGCCUUGAACACGGCAUCCAGCCCGACGGCCAGAUGCCCUCAGACAAGACUAUUGGUGGCGGCGACGACUCCUUCAACACCUUCUUCAGUGAAACAUCAUCCGGAAAGCAUGUGCCGAGAGCAGUGUUUGUAGACUUGGAGCCUUCUGUCGUGGAUGAGGUGCGCACAGGGACUUACCGUCAGCUGUUCCACCCCGAGCAGCUUAUAACUGGGAAGGAAGACGCAGCCAACAAUUAUGCCCGUGGUCACUAUACAAUUGGAAAGGAGAUCGUUGACCUGGUGCUGGAUAGACUACGGAAAAUUGCAGACAUGUGUACCGGCCUUCAGGGAUUUUUGAUCUUUCAUUCCUUCGGUGGCGGGACGGGAUCAGGCUUCACCUCACUGCUCAUGGAACGUCUUUCUGUUGAUUAUGGCAAGAAGAGUAAGCUCGAAUUUUCCGUCUACCCGGCACCACAGGUUGCUACGGCAGUCGUGGAACCCUACAACUCCAUAUUAACUACCCACACUACCCUGGAACAUUCAGACUGUGCCUUCAUGGUAGACAACGAGGCCAUCUAUGAUAUCUGCCGAAGAAACCUCGAUAUUGAGCGUCCUUCCUACACCAACCUCAACCGCCUUAUUGGUCAAAUUGUCUCUUCCAUUACAGCCUCGCUCAGAUUUGACGGUGCCCUCAAUGUUGACCUCACAGAGUUCCAGACCAAUCUUGUGCCUUACCCACGUAUUCACUUCCCACUGGUGACAUAUGCUCCCGUCAUCUCGGCGGAGAAAGCCUAUCAUGAACAGCUUUCAGUCUCGGAAAUCACCAAUGCCUGCUUUGAACCAGCCAACCAGAUGGUGAAGUGUGACCCGCGUCAUGGAAAGUACAUGGCAUGUUGCUUGCUGUAUCGUGGAGAUGUGGUUCCCAAGGACGUUAAUGCGGCUAUCGCCACUAUCAAGACGAAGCGCACGAUUCAGUUUGUUGACUGGUGCCCAACAGGCUUUAAAGUGGGCAUCAACUACCAGCCUCCAACAAUCGUGCCUGGAGGAGACCUGGCCAAGGUGUCAAGAGCUGUCUGCAUGUUGUCCAACACCACUGCUAUUGCAGAAGCCUGGGCACGUCUAGAUCAUAAGUUUGAUCUUAUGUAUGCUAAGAGAGCUUUUGUACACUGGUACGUAGGUGAAGGCAUGGAGGAGGGAGAGUUUUCAGAGGCUCGGGAGGACCUGGCAGCCUUGGAGAAGGACUACGAGGAAGUUGGUGUGGAUUCUGCUGAUGGUGAUGGAGAGAUAGAAGGAGACGAGUACUAAGCAUAGUCAUCAAAAUUCCUCUUAAUGUUUUAAUUAACUGGAUAAUGACUUUUUAUAUCAUGCUCUUAUCACUUUAUUAAAGAGACAGUGCACACAAUUAAAAUGAUUUAAAAAAUUAGUUUUGAUAAGUGUUCAAUUUCAUUCUCUUAAGUCAUGUAUAAUUGUCUGGAGUCUUCCUGGUAGUUAACUUAAAUAAAGUAUAUUUCCUUGGGUAUUUGAAUAUGUAAAUGUGCUUUAUUAGGUGAAAUUUGAAAUAUAUGAUGGUACCUACAAA
Procambarus clarkii (red swamp crayfish) is the source of this 1730-nucleotide messenger RNA. Its product is annotated as tubulin alpha-1A chain. Gene Ontology annotation, molecular function: structural constituent of cytoskeleton; GTP binding. Gene Ontology annotation, biological process: microtubule cytoskeleton organization; mitotic cell cycle. The record is from RefSeq and is a predicted model, not a curated record. NCBI's taxonomy places the organism in Eukaryota, Metazoa, Arthropoda, Malacostraca, Decapoda, Cambaridae. Gene Ontology annotation, cellular component: microtubule; cytoplasm.